AUGGACAGUAGUAACCUGCUCGAGAGCCUCCUCGAUCUGGAGGAAGACUUUUACAAAGAAGGCUAUGACCUAGGAGUCGCGGAUGGCGCGCAAGCCGGGUACACCGAGGGCAGUGUAUUUGCUGUCGAGAAAGGAUUCGAGAAAUUCGUCGAAUUGGGAAGACUGUAUGGCAAAGCCCUGGUCUGGGCUCAACGUCUUGCAGAUUCCCAGCCGUCUAACCACUCCGACUCGGCCGGCCAGGCCAAGGGAGGCCUCUCUUCUUCCCUGGUGGGUGAGAAGCCAGAACAAUCCUCCUUGCUAGACCCGGCCAUCUGCAGGGAAAUGUCGAGCUUCCCGUCGAGUUCUAGACUAGCAAAGAACAUCGAUACGCUGCUGGAAUUGGUAGAUCCCGCAUCCCUACCUAUGGUGAACACGGAGGAAGCGGUCAACGAUGUAGAUGAGCGUAUGAAAGGCGCGGCCAUCAAAGCCAAGCUGAUCCAGCGGGCGUUGGGGGAGAGGGAAGACAACUCGGACAUUCAUCCCGAUGCCAAGGAGCUCCCGGUGUCUGGGGAUGGAACCGGCAGCAUCGAAGACAUUAGUUCCCUGAAUAUCCGGCAUUGA
Aspergillus ibericus CBS 121593 is the source of this 600-nucleotide messenger RNA. RefSeq names its product Yae1 family protein. NCBI's taxonomy places the organism in Eukaryota, Fungi, Ascomycota, Eurotiomycetes, Eurotiales, Aspergillaceae. The transcript has a single exon. The record is from RefSeq and is a predicted model, not a curated record. The coding region runs from base 1 to 600 and encodes 199 amino acids.